Molecule: messenger RNA, 2223 nt
Organism: Molossus molossus (Pallas's mastiff bat)
Lineage: Eukaryota; Metazoa; Chordata; Mammalia; Chiroptera; Molossidae
Product: disintegrin and metalloproteinase domain-containing protein 20-like
Exons: 1
Coding region: 1-2223 (740 amino acids)
Biological process (GO): male gonad development; proteolysis
Cellular component (GO): external side of plasma membrane; sperm head plasma membrane; plasma membrane
Molecular function (GO): metalloendopeptidase activity
Source: RefSeq, a predicted model, not a curated record
AUGGCUGUGGGUGAGGGCUUGGUGCAUGUGAAGAUCACUCUUCUGCUUCUUUGGCAGGGCAUAUUUCUGUUUCUUCCUGGACGGUAUCGUAUUGGGAAUUCUAAACACAAUGGUCCUCCAGAGAUAGUGAGUCCUAUUAGGCAUGCCAGCAGCAUAAAGUCCCCAGGCUGGCUCACUUACAGCCUCCAUUUUGGGGGCCAGAGGCACAUUGUCCAUAUAAAGGUCAACAAGCUUUUCCUGUCCAAACACCUCCCAGUAUUCACCUACACAGACCAGGGCGCUAUCCUUAUGGAACAGCCUUUUGUCCAGAAUGACUGCUACUAUCAUGGUUAUGUGGAGGGGGAUCGAGAAUCCCUGGUUGCCCUCAGUACCUGUUUGGGGGGCUUUCAAGGAAUCAUACAGACAAAUGACAUGGUUUAUGAAAUAGAGCCCAAAAGACUUUCUACCACAUUUGAACAUUUUGUAUACAAAAUGGACAGUGAAGAGACACAGUUCCCACCUUUGAGAUGUGGGUUAACAGGGGAAGAGAUUGCACGACAAUUGAAGCUUCAAGAGAAUGUUAAUUUCACUUUGAAGCAGAGCGGGUAUGAAGGCUGGUGGACCCACAAGCGGUUUCUUGAACUGGCAGUGGUGGUGGACCACAAUCGAUAUCUUCAUCACGAAAGUAAUGCCUCAGAUGUGCAGCAUGAAGUAUGCCUUGUUGUCAAUAGCAUAGAUAUGUUUUUGAGUUCCCUGGAUGUUGAUGUGGUUUUAAUGGGAAUUGAGAUCUGGACUCGAAGUAACCCCUUUGCAGUCGAAAACAUAACAGAGCUCCUGGUUAAAUUUUCCAUCUGGAAGACAAUUCUCUUUAAUCACCGCAUACCACAUGAUGUAGCACAUGUUUUUAUAAAGCAAGAAUAUACCGAUGCUCUUGGUUUAGCCUUUCUUGGAAGAGUAUGUCACUUUCGUUUUAACUGUGGAGUUGAUAGUUUCACAAAUGAUGAUUUUUAUAACUUUGCGUAUAUUGUGUCACAUGAGAUUGGUCAUAAUUUAGGUAUGGAUCAUGAUGAAAAAACUUGUACAUGUGGGCAGAAGACCUGUAUAAUGUUUCCAUCAAAAGCAAGUGCAACUAGAUUCAGCAACUGCAGUUAUGCUGACUUCAUGAACACCAUGACAAGACAAACCUGUUUGUACUUUUCACAUGAUAAAUGGAAUACCGUGCAAUGUACCCGGUGUGGGAACGGUGUGGUUGAAGAAGGAGAAGAGUGUGACUGUGGAACUUUAGAUUUGUGUAUGAAAGAUCCAUGCUGUGAGUCAGACUGCACUCUCAGACCUGGGGCUGCUUGUGCUUUUGGGCUUUGUUGCAAAGACUGCCAGAUUGUGUCAACAGGCACAGUUUGUAGACAAGAGAUAAAUGAAUGUGAUCUCCCAGAGUGGUGCAAUGGGAAAUCCUACCUUUGCCCAGAAGAUGUGUAUGUGCAGAAUGGGUUCCCAUGUGAGGGCGGUGGCACCUGCUAUGAAAAGAGAUGCAAUAACCGUGAAGAACAGUGUAGGAAAAUUUUUGGUAAAGAGGCCAAGAGUGCAAAUCACAGUUGCUACACAAAAAUUAACACCCAAGGUGAUCGUUUUGGUCACUGUGGUUUCAACUACUCUACAUAUGUAAAAUGUAACAUCUCAGAUAGCUUGUGUGGGAGGAUUCAGUGUGAAAACGUGAUAGAAAUUCCGCUUCUGAGUGAUCAUUCUACAGUGCAUUGGACUCACUUCAAUGGCGUCACCUGCUGGGGUACUGACUACCACUUUGGGAUGACCAUACCUGACAUUGGUGAUGUGAAAGAUGGUACAGAGUGUGGUACAGAUCAUGUCUGCAUCAAAAGGAAGUGUGUCAGUAGGUCACAUCUGUUAAAUAAUUGUUCACCGGAGACCUGCAAUACGAAUGGGGUCUGCAACAACAAACAAAACUGCCAUUGCAACAAAGGCUGGGAGCCCCCAAACUGCCAGGAAAAAGGCUUUGGAGGUAGUAUUGAUAGUGGUCCACCCCCUGGGAGAAAAGAGAAAGGAGAGAGUUACCUGGGACUACUUUGGUUGAUUCUUGUUGUUGUUAUUUUACUAUGCUUGUUAAUUUGGGUCUUCAUGCCAAAUGAAGGAAGUGAUACGAGUAUUCCACCUUCACCUGAGGAAAAUGUCAGCACUUUACCUGAGGAAGAAGAGCAAGAUGUUUCCAUUUCAUCUAAGGAAGAGCAGUGA